UAUGUGCGAGAUUACAUAGAUGGCGACAGAAAAACAACUGACGGUGGUGACAUAAUCAUCUAUUCUUACUUUUGUGUAAAUGAAAUGGAAGUAUGGACUGCCUAAUUCACAUCAGAAGCUAAAACCUUCGUAUGAACCCAGACGAGAAAAAUUCUGAACAAAGUGGAAUCUCUGCCGCAAGGGGUCCCAAUUCUUUGUCAGAACAAAUUCCAGAAAAAGAAGACGGAAUGAAACGUGCGGCAGCAAGACAGAUGAUAGAGAAGUAUUACUAUCAGCUAACGGAUGGUUGUGGAAAUGAAAAUUGUCAGAAUGAAGACUGUGCCUCUUGCUCCUCCUUUGCAUUUAAAGAUAAAACAAAGAAUGAACUUGCCAUCAAAGCAAUUGAUUUGUUCAAGGGUAAAGCUGACUUGUGUGGAUCGCAGCCCAGCAAAGUACCACGUGCUGAAAAUGUAGCAGGACCUUCAAAAGUCAGCAGCGAAGAAAAAUCACCAACAGCAAAGGUCAUCACAGAGGAAAAACCAUCCUCAUCCAAAGGGCAAACAACUGCUCUGUUUUCACAACAGUCAACAUGCAAUGUUAUAAAACCUAUUCCAACUUCUGCUGCUGAAACAAUAAACUAUUUAACAGAAGAGAAAGUUCUUAAGUUAAUCAAAGAUUGUGAGGAGGAAAAUAACUGGUCCAAAUUGAUCCGAGUGAUUGGUGCCACAUUUAAUAAUGCAGACUCACUCAUCAUGAGUUUCCGUAGAAAGGAGGUUAUGACAAGCUCCACCAGCACUGUGGAGGAGGAGAAAGUUUCUGAACAAGAGAGAAGUCAGUCUAGUACCUGUGACAGAGAAACGGCUCAUUCUCUAGACUUGGAGGCUGUUCGUAGAACAUUUCGCGCCUUAAUGAAGAUUCCAGACCUUCCUUAUCAGGGUGCUCUAGUGAAUGCUCUGUCUAGUUUGUCAAAGAAUGUGGAAAUGGAGCUCAGAUAUAGAAGACCUUUGGAACAAAAUCCAAAUUACAUGAAUAUAUUUUUGAUUGUGAUGGAAAUUCCCCUGGACGAGCACGUAGAUUUAUUGGAAAAUGCAUUUCCAGAGUUCUGCAAGGCACUGGGUCACAUGGAUGUUUCAGGAAAAGCUAAACUUGCCAAAAUUUGGUCCACUUUUGGAGCUGAAUGGCUGCUGCAAAUGACGAGAACUCUUCAUCAAGUGAUUACUGUCAGAAUUGCACAAAACCAUGGACGCUGGGGCCGUAUGUACCAGUUAAAUGAUGAUGAAGGCAUUGGAGGUGCAACAAAAGUGAUGAAGAUUUUGUUCUAUGCUAGCAUAAUAGGAGGAGGAUUAGACCCAGAUGCUGUUCUGGCUGAGGAGAAAGAAACAAAUGAGAGGGAAGAAAGUUUACAGGAUAUGUUGCAAGGUGGAGCUGUGGGACAUGAGCACAAAGACCUGAUUAAACCCAAGGAAGAUCCGCUGGCUCAGGAAUUAAAAGUAUCGGUUUUAGAUUGUCGCAAGCCAUUAGUUCCAUAUGAUGAGUUUGUAAAUGAACUUCUGAAUGAAUAUGUGGACAUUGAAGUAGACUAUAAGAAUAAGUUGGAAUCCAAGUUUUCUUUUAUGAAUCACAAUUUUAUAUUAAGUACUGCUUCUAAGCAUAUGUGUAUGUAUUAUGACAACAGAGUUAGAAUGUUUAAUGAGAGAAGAUCUUCCAUAUUAAACACGUUCUUAAGAGGACUACCCCCAACUCCUUUCUUACGACUUAGAGUGAGAAGAGAUCACCUCAUAGACGAUGCCUUAGUUAAUUUGGAAAUGACAGCUAUGGACAACCCCCAGGAUUUGAAAAAACAGCUCAUCGUGGAGUUUGAAGGUGAACAUGCAAUGGAUGAAGGGGGUGUGUCUAAAGAAUUCUUCCAGCUUGUUGUUGAAGAAAUCUUCAAUCCAGAUUUUGGAAUGUUCACAUACAACGAGCAAACCAGACAGUUUUGGUUUAACCCAACAUCAUUUGAAAAUGAUGGCCAGUUUACUCUUAUUGGAAUAGUGCUUGGACUAGCCAUUUAUAACAGUACCAUCGUAGAUAUCCAUUUUCCUUCAGUAGUUUACCGCAAGUUAAUGGGAAAGAAAGGCAGAUUUGAAGACUUAAAAGACUUAGAUCCGACAUUGUAUGCUAGUCUACAACACAUGUUAGAGUAUGAAGGAGAGGACAUAGAAGAUGUGUUCAUGCAGCCAUUUAAAGUUGGAUAUAAAGAUGUAUUUGGAUGUGACCUGACACACGAACUCAAAGAAAGGGGCGGGGAAAUGCAUGUCAAUCAUGAAAACAAAGAGGAAUUUGUGGAGCUGUAUUCCGACUUCAUGCUCAACAAAUCCGUCGAGAAACAAUUCCGAGCUUUUAAGCGUGGAUUUAACCUGGUGACCAGUGAGAGUCCUCUACGCAUUCUCUUCCGACCAGAGGAAGUUGAAGUCUUGAUCUGUGGGAGCACGCAUUUUGAUUUCUAUGAUCUACAAAAGUCAACAGAAUAUGAUGGAGGUUUUACAGCAGAUUCACCAACAAUCAAGCAUUUUUGGGAAAUUGUGCAUGAAUUCUCAGAAGAUCAGAAAAGACGAUUAUUACAAUUUACAACUGGAACAGACAGGGUUCCUGUAGGAGGCCUCACAAAAAUCAAACUUAUCAUCGCUAGAAAUGGCCCCGACUCGGAUAGGUUGCCAACUGCCCACACUUGUUUUAAUGUGUUGCUUCUGCCAGAUUAUUGCACCAAAGAAAAGUUGAAAGAUAGAUUAGAAAAGGCAGUGGAUUACUCAAAAGGAUUUGGAAUGCUGUGAUAUAUACAAUGUACAUGUAUUUUUUAUUGCCAGUUCUGUUUAUACAUCAAAUGUAUACUGCAUCUUCUCAAAUUGCAAGACAUUAUUUUUUUUUAAAUUUUAUGCAAAACAGUGAAAACAAUUUGGGAUAAAAAUCCCUAAGACCUGAUGUAAGGUAUUCCCAAGGUCAAAUGUCCAACCAUAAAAUCUGACUUAAAGACCAUGUAGAGCAAGAAAAUGUUUUGCAGAGCUCUGUUGAAUAUUUUCAUUGUAAAACUAAACUGAAAACUAUUCAUACCACAUAAGAGGGUUUUUAAAAUGUAUCAAAUGACUAAAUUUUAUGCAACCAUUUAGGUUCAUUGAUUUUGAGUUUUAGCAAUGGGAAUGAAGUAAUUUUUCAGUCAUUAAAAAUGGUGAUCAAUAGGACUAUGGUAGGAAUCUUUGGAUAAAUAUGUGUACUUGAAGCUUGUACAUGUACCGUACCUUAUUCAGUGACUUUUUUAAACCUGUGCCUCCAAGAGUUAUUAAUUUAAAGAGUACAGUUGGAUAUGAAUGCUAGUUACUGAUAUUUUUUUCACUUCAUUCAUAAGCAGAAGCCCUUCCCUAUUAAAAUCCUACACAAAGAAGGUGAUGAUUUUAAUCUGUAUCAUUUGAUUGAUUCAGACGUUUGUUGUGUACAUGAGAAGGAAACAGUCAUGGUUAUUUGACUUAUGGUGUAAGAAAGAUCUCUCAUAAUUGUUUGUUAAGAGCCACUCUCUUACAGUGCAUUUGUAGUAGUCUUAAGCACUAUGAAAUGUCUCUGUUGCCAUACAUACCUGCAAGAGACUCGGAAAUGUUGCAAAAACAUUAUAUAAACUGUGUUAGAGGAUACAUUUAUGCAUGCAAGAAUAAAAAUAAUAGCUAUUGUAAAACAGGUAAUGUUCAGUUUGUGUAUUUAGAUUCCAUGGUUAGCAGUUUGUUGUGUGUGAAAAGAAGUCUGUAAAAUCUAGUCCCUUUCAUGCAAAUGUUAAAUGUACAUGUAUUUGAUAGUUCUUUCUGGAGUUUUCAACAUAAAAUACAGGGUGAUCUCUGGUUUACUGCAGUGUGUAACUUUUAAAAGUACAACUUUAUUUUCAGAAAUCAACUAUUAAGACUCUUUAAAAUACAGCUUUAUUUUCAGAAAUUAACUUGAAUGGACUCUCAUGGUUCGAGAAAAGUUAACAAAAAUAAUAGCUUGUUUGUUGUGUGCAUUGUGGAUUUCAGUUGAUUUUCCAAAUUGGGAUACAAAGUCUCGUACAUUUUUUCAACAUUAUUAAUGGUUUUUCAAUGGACUGUGUCAAAAAAGAUUGUCAUUAGAAAGAAACGGUUGUAUACGAUUGUGAGGAAAGAAUAACAGGUGAAAUCCAAUUUGUUUAAGAAAACCAAACUUAAAGCAUGCUUUCUGUUGAGUGUUAAUGUACUGUAACUUCAGCAUGAACAUUGACUUGGAACAUGCCUGGAAGUGUGUCAAGACCAAUAAAUUUAAAAUGAAAAAACA
This is a messenger RNA of Saccostrea echinata, 4287 nucleotides long. RefSeq names its product ubiquitin-protein ligase E3A-like. The transcript has 11 exons. Gene Ontology annotation, molecular function: ubiquitin-protein transferase activity. The record is from RefSeq and is a predicted model, not a curated record. NCBI's taxonomy places the organism in Eukaryota, Metazoa, Mollusca, Bivalvia, Ostreida, Ostreidae. The coding region runs from base 132 to 2792 and encodes 886 amino acids.